This is a messenger RNA of Anastrepha ludens (Mexican fruit fly), 492 nucleotides long. Its product is annotated as putative per-hexamer repeat protein 5. The transcript has 3 exons. Bases 1 to 492 code for a protein of 163 amino acids. The record is from RefSeq and is a predicted model, not a curated record. NCBI's taxonomy places the organism in Eukaryota, Metazoa, Arthropoda, Insecta, Diptera, Tephritidae.
AUGUCGAAGGUGCCACCACACUACGGAGACAGUGUAAAUAAUAUAUUUUUUCGUACGGUGCGUGUGGUGCAAUUUCGAAUUGCACCGUUAACCGAAAAAAUUCCGAAGUCAUCGGGCACCACUACGUUACAGCGUCUCAAGGCCAAGGCUGCAGGUGGUAGCGUGAAACGCAGUCGAACAGGCAGCGCAGCGGCUGGGACAACGGUAACAGCGAACAAUAGUAGUGGUAGCGGGAUCGGAGGAAGUGGUCGUGUAGCAGGCGGCCGUAAAUUUACAGCAGGCGGUGUACAACAAUUGCAACGAAGUGGCGGCGGUGCUGGUCAGUGGGCAGCAGGGGCGGCGGCGACGACGACGAGUGGUGCGGGUCCUGGCAGUGGCGGCAGCGGCAGCGGGCAAGGAAAUUCAGCGACGUCUGACUCCGCUUUGAACACCCACAAAAUCAUCAUACCAUCAACAACAACACCAAUCCAAUAUCAACAACUACAAUUAUAA